AUGCAAUUCCAAAACAUCAAAAAAGAAUUAUUUGUUAAAUAAACACCAAAACAUGAAAGUUGUAUUGCUAAAAUUUUCAAUUACAAUCCUUCUUAAAAAAUGAAGGUUCCUAAAAAGCAAAUAUUGCAAUCAGAAUAACCAUUAUGUAAUUAGGUAUUUAUAGGUGAGCUAUUUUUUGAUUGCUAAAUCCCUUGA
Molecule: messenger RNA, 195 nt
Organism: Paramecium sonneborni
Lineage: Eukaryota; Ciliophora; Oligohymenophorea; Peniculida; Parameciidae
Source: the annotation of a GenBank genome assembly